Aureobasidium pullulans EXF-150 is the source of this 3016-nucleotide messenger RNA. Its product is annotated as glycoside hydrolase. Lineage: Eukaryota; Fungi; Ascomycota; Dothideomycetes; Dothideales; Saccotheciaceae. Gene Ontology annotation, molecular function: hydrolase activity, hydrolyzing O-glycosyl compounds; acyltransferase activity, transferring groups other than amino-acyl groups. The transcript has 3 exons. The record is from RefSeq and is a predicted model, not a curated record. Gene Ontology annotation, biological process: peptidoglycan turnover; carbohydrate metabolic process. The coding region runs from base 137 to 2938 and encodes 933 amino acids.
GUCCAGCAUUCGGCGCGUGGACGCAUGUCAUUCAGAAGAUACCAAACAUGGGGACUUCCGACGCUAGUUUGUCGAACGCGGCCUGGGGAGACAUGGACAGGUAAAUUGCCAUAGUCGUUUGGAAGAGCAUGCGACAAUGCGCCGUGAGAAGGCUGCUAAUCAUGGCGUGUCUACCAGAGCCCUGGGCCAAUUGUUUAUGAUGGGCUUCGAUGGGACUGCAGUAACUCCCCAAAUACGUACUCUCAUACAGGAACAUCAUCUGGGAUCGAUCCUUUUGACAGCCAAGAAUCUAAAGUCUGCUGAGGAUACAAGUGCUCUUGUAUACGAACUCCAAAAAUGUGCCUUUGACGCUGGCCAUCCAGUGCCUCUACUGAUAGGUAUUGACCAAGAGAAUGGAGGAGUCAACUCUCUGUUUGAUGACAUCUUUAUUCGUCAAUAUCCAUCAGCCAUGGGUAUUGCUGCCUCAGGUGACCCAGAUCUCGCAUACAAGGUCGCAAAGGCCAGUGCAGAGGAGAUUUCUGCAUGUGGAGUCAACUGGAUAAUGGGACCCUGCCUCGAUGUACUUACCAAUACUCGAAAUCAACCGCUUGGAGUGCGCACAACUGGCGAUGAUCCGGUACAAUGUUCUGAGUACGGAGUCGCUUUCAUGAAAGGCUACCAAGAUGCUGGGAUUGCCACAAUGGGAAAACACUUUCCAUCCUACGGAAAUCUCGAGUUCUUAGGCUCUUCUUUGGACGUCCCAACAAUCACCGAAUCAUUGGAGCAAUUGAGUUUGAGUGCUCUUAUACCCUUUCGCGACGCUAUCAAAAAAGGCCUCGACUCAAUCAUGGUCGGAGGUUGUGCAAUGUCUUCAGCAGGUCUGAAUGUCAUGCAUGCAUGUCUUUCAGAUAGAGUGGUCGAUGGCUUGUUAAGGAAGGAACUCGGAUUUGACGGUGUAGUUGUUAGUGAGUGCCUUGAAAUGGACUCACUCUGCCAGAACAUCGGCGUCAACGGUGGUACAGUCAUGGCUGCGAAUGCUGGCUGCGAUAUUCUUCUGCUAUGCAGAUCGUUCCAGCAUCAACUUGAGGCAAUCAACGGAUUCAAGCUUGGCCUGGAGAACUCGAUGAUCACCACAGAUAGAGUCCGUCGGUCGCUCAACAGGGUACUGGCGAUGAAAUCAAGAUGCACGUCAUGGGACAAGGCUUUGAAACCGGCAGGCAUCGACCUCUUGUCUCGACUCCAGCCAUCACACACAGCACUUUCAACCAAAGCUUACAACUCGAGCAUUACUGUGGUGAGAGACCAAAACGGUUACUUACCCCUGACGAACAUCAUCGAGCCGGAAGAAGAAUUGCUGCUACUCACGCCUUUGGUAAAACCGCUUGCUGCAUCAGCAGCUUCACGCGCAGUCUCACAACACGCCCCUAUGGACUCACCCGAACCACAAUGGGAGCGAGGCAAUCCAGGACUGAGCGGUGAGAGGGUAUUUCGAGAGCUCGGAAGAUCAUUGGCUCGCCAACGAACCGGCAGAGUGCUGCACACCAGCUAUACCGCGAAUGGUGUUCGGCCUCAGCACGAAAGCUUGAUCAAGAGAGCGAGUGCAGUCGUCGUGGUCACUGCGGACGCGAACAGGAACAUGUAUCAGAACGGAUUCACAAAACACAUCUCGAUGAUCUGCAACAUGCAGCAUACGGCAGGCGGCGAGAAGAAAAUCAAGCCCCUAAUCGUCGUGGCUGUCAGUUCGCCUUACGACUUUUCCACAGACACGUCGAUUGGCACAUACGUCUGCACGUAUGACUUUACAGAAACUGCAUUGGUAUCUCUCGUGAGAGUGUUACAUGGAGAUAUCACACCGACCGGCUCCUUACCUGGCACAAUCAGCCGUAGCGAGAAACUCACACAAUCAAAGACGCACUGGUUGGUCGAAAUCUUCAACGAAGAACGAGAUGGUGCCGCCCUAGACACCUUGAUCAAAGAAAUCAUCGAAUGGUCAGCACCAAACCAACGCUCGGAACUCCGAGGCGCAACCUCAAACUCCUUCCUCCUCCGACAGCAAAACGUUCUCGAAACCCACUUCGUCGUCCGCAACAGCAGCACCUCAGCCCUCUACGGUUUCUGCUCUACAUAUUUUUUCAAAUCCACCGGCACAGGCGCAAUAGGCGCCCUCUUCGUCGACCCGGGCAGACGCAAACUUUCCAUCGGUCAAAGCCUACACGAUCGCGCUAUUCGCACUCUCCUGCAAAGAGAAGGUAUCAAGCGCUUUCAAUUGGGUUCAAGACUUCCCAGUCUAUAUCUCGGUAUCCCCUCCGAUCACGGCAGCGAGCGCAAACGCCUACGCUCUUGGUUCGCAAACGUAGGCUGGAACACCGCCUUAUCCCGUCCCGUCUGCAGUAUGGUAAUGCGAACACUACAAUCCUGGUCCCCACCUGAAGGAAUGGCGCAGUCACUGCAAGGCGCAGGAGCAGAGUUCGAUCUCGUACGCGGAUGGGAGCACUCGAGAGCAAUCCUCGAUCACAUCAAAACCAACAACCGCCAAGGCUUGGCCGAAGUCUACAAACUCGCCCUCUCGGAUCCAACUUCUUGCGGUAUCGUCCGCGCCACGAGACCGGAAGACGGCAGUAUAGUCGGCACACUGAUCCUCUACAAUUCCUCCUCCGCACUUGCCGAAUUCAUCCCCUCGCUCAAAGAUGAAGGCAUCUCUGAAGACGUCACCGGUAGUGGAGGAGGUGGUGUAAGUUCACCUGUUAUUUCACCCUCCGCAGGUGAAUAUGCUACCAUACUGCAAAGCCUGAUCUUGCUAGGAGUCAGACAGGUCAAGAAACAAGGAUGUGCGAGUUGCGUGUUGGAUUAUAUGGAUGGGGAUGGCAAUUUUGAUGGGUUGUCGGCUAUGGGCUUUGAGACCAUGCAUACUUUUGAGGAGGUCAGUUGUGAUGCUGCUACUAUCACUAGGGCAAAGUGAGGAGGGAAGGUUUCUGAUGGUGAGGUGUGGCGUUUUGAUAGUGGUGUUGAAAUGCAAAGAAAAUCUUCUAUUCUUACG